AAAGCAGCGACAAUUAAUUACGUCACUAUGGCUUCAAACAAUAAUGUGAUGAAUCCACUGAGCUAUCCAAAUGACCAGAGUUUUGGUACUGGUGCCAUGGAUACAAGUACUGAGAAUGACAACUUUGAAGCUCAAGGUGCACGCAAGCCUUGGUUAAAAAGGCCUGGUGGUGCUAUUGUGAAAGUUGCUCCAGACGUUAAGCGUCGUAGAAGGAAUUAUCAAGCCAAGAAGCUUAUGAUCCCGAAAAACCCCUUGAUGAUUCUCAAUGAACUGAAGCCAGGCCUUCCCUACAACAUUUCUGAAAAAAGUGAAAACAAUCAGACCGUGUUCGUUGUGUCUGUGGAGAUUGACGGUUCAACAUUUUUGGGACAGGCCCCCAGCAAGAAACUUGCUCAGCAAGAAGCUGCAGAAUCUGCUUUGAGGGGCCUGUACUUUGACAAACUAAUGGAUCAACUUGUCAAGAAAGAAGAUGAAGACACUCCAAUGAAAGAGGAGGACAGUCAGACUGAUGCUGUUAAAAAUCAAGUCCCUGAGGAUGACACUCCAUGGAGCAGCUUGGCAUCACUAGCUAUGUUCAAACUAGCUGCUCUAUGGCAAGGUUCUACCAAACCCUUCGGGCUAGUAACUAGCCAGAACUCAUCACUGAAUCAAGGAAAGAUUCCUUCAAAUCCCUCUGAGAACUCAACUUUGAGUCCAUGUCCAAAAGGAAAGCUUCCUUCAAAUGCCGCUGAGGUUAAUCCUGUGAUGCUGUUACACCAAAUAAGCCCACAGUCUAAGUUUACUGAACAGGCAAGAGAUGUUCGUAAUGGGGCCACGGUGUUCACACUAACUGUUGAUUUCAAUGGCCAAUAUUUUUGUGGCUCUGCAACCAACAAAAAGACAGCCAAGAAGAUUUGUGCUAAAGCUGCUUUGCAAUCUUAUGGAGUUGAAUAUACCGACUAAUUUAUCCGCUUUUGGCACCAAGUCUCAAGUUCACAUAUUAUUUUAGAUUUUAUUUUAUUUUACACUUAAUCAAUUUUGGGUGUUAAGUUUCAAAACCCACUCUGAAGAAAAAUAUCUUCUCUCUUAUCUGACGUAGGAGAAAAUGUACUGUGUUUAAGUGAGUUGAGUUUACCAACUCACAUUUAGAUUAGACAGAUAUUCACUGGACACUAAUGUUACUCCUCAUCACAGUGCCCACUUAUUUUGUGUGUUCUGACUAAAAGUGACUUUGUUUUUUAUCACUUGUGGAGAGUGGGCUGCAUUCUAUUGGUUUCAAUUUAUGCCGUGAAGGAAGUGGUCAAGUUUGUAUGGCACCUCCUUUUCAUCACUGUGUUGCAGUAUUUGCCAGAUUUUUGUUUCAAUUUGAGUGUAGUUUAUUAGAAGUUAUUGAAGACUAUGUGCAUUUAAUGAUUAUGUCUAGUCUGUCAAAGGGAUAAUGUUAAGUAAUAAAAAAUUUAAAAAAAACUUGCUA
Molecule: messenger RNA, 1453 nt
Organism: Thrips palmi
Lineage: Eukaryota; Metazoa; Arthropoda; Insecta; Thysanoptera; Thripidae
Product: double-stranded RNA-specific editase B2-like
Exons: 9
Coding region: 28-942 (304 amino acids)
Biological process (GO): adenosine to inosine editing; RNA processing
Cellular component (GO): cytoplasm; nucleolus
Molecular function (GO): tRNA-specific adenosine deaminase activity; double-stranded RNA adenosine deaminase activity; double-stranded RNA binding
Source: RefSeq, a predicted model, not a curated record